AUGAAAGAACUAGAAAAUCUAAAGAUCUCUAAACAAGUCAUAAACAUUGUUUUUGUUGGGCACGUAGAUGCAGGAAAAUCGACUAUCUGUGGACAGAUUUUAAUGUUAAGAAAUAUUGUUGAUACUAGAACUAUAGAAAAAUACAGAGAAUCUGCCAAAGAAAGUGGCAGAGAAAAUUGGUACUUAAGCUGGUGUAUGGAUACAAAUCCCGAGGAAAGGGAAAAGGGGAAGACAGUUGAACUUGGUACUGCAUUUUUUGAGCUUCCAGAUAAAAAAAUUAAUAUUCUUGAUGCGCCAGGUCAUAAACAGUACGUUUUCGAAAUGAUCAGUGGAGCAAACUGUGCGGAUGUUGGAAUCCUUGUUGUUAGUGCACGUAUUAACGAAUUUGAAGCGGGCUUCGAAAAAGGCGGACAGACUAGAGAACACAUUUUACUGAUGAAGAGUGGUACUAUUCAAAAAUUAAUAGUAUUAGUUAACAAAAUGGAUGAUCCUAGUGUCAACUGGUCCAAAGAAAGAUUUACAGAGAUUGAAACUAAAAUCGGAUCUUACAUUAAGUUUUUAUUUAACGAUACUAUUUUUAUACCCGUUAGUGGUUUAACUGGUUCUAAUAUUAAUAAGUUAGAAGAUAACUGGUACACCGGUCCGACAUUUUUUGAUUAUUUAAAUAGUAUAAAAAUCAAUAAAAGAUGUACUGAUAAAUUAAAUAUUAUUAUUGUAGAAAAAUUAAAAGCAUUAGGAUCCAGUUUAAUUUGCGGGAAGAUUGAUAGUGGAAUAAUUAGAAAAGAUACUUUUGUUAAAGCUGUACCUCAAAAUUUUAAUGUACAGAUUGUAGGACUUUACAAUUUAGAUGAUGUAGAAAUUGAUGAAGGGGUUCCUGGUGACACAGUGAAAAUGAAAGUUAAGUCAGAAGAAGAAGAGUUACAACUUGGAAGCCAUCUUGUUGAAUUAACAGAUGAUAUUUAUAAAAAGACAAAAUUAUUUACAUGUAAACUUACUUUAUUAGAAUGUGAUAAUAUAAUAUGUUCUGGAUUUACUUGUAUGUUACAUAUCGGUGUAUUAAGUAUUCAAUGUAAAGUGGAAGGAAUUAGAACAUUAGAUAAUAAAAAGGUUAGAUUUACAAAAGCCGGUAAUAAAGUAUUAGUAAAAAUAAGGACAGAAAAAGAAAUUGCGCUGUCUAGUGAAAAAAAUAAAGAGAAAUUUGCAUUAAGGUUAGGAGAAAAGACGUUGGGUGUUGGUGUAGUGCGAAACAUUUUAUAA
Messenger RNA from Vairimorpha ceranae, 1257 nucleotides. RefSeq names its product translation elongation factor 1-alpha. The transcript has a single exon. Gene Ontology annotation, molecular function: GTPase activity; GTP binding; translation release factor activity. NCBI's taxonomy places the organism in Eukaryota, Fungi, Microsporidia, Nosematidae. Bases 1 to 1257 code for a protein of 418 amino acids. The record is from RefSeq and is a predicted model, not a curated record. Gene Ontology annotation, biological process: translation. Gene Ontology annotation, cellular component: translation release factor complex.